Molecule: messenger RNA, 1594 nt
Organism: Dicentrarchus labrax (European seabass)
Lineage: Eukaryota; Metazoa; Chordata; Actinopteri; Moronidae
Gene: ropn1l
Product: rhophilin associated tail protein 1-like
Exons: 5
Coding region: 1-714 (237 amino acids)
Source: RefSeq, a predicted model, not a curated record
AUGCCUCUUCCAGACACAAUCUACUGUGCCCAGCAAAUCAACAUCCCUCCCGAGCUGCCAGACAUCCUCAAAAAUUUCUCUAAGGCAGCCAUUCGCACACAGCCCAAGGAUCUGCUGCUGUGGUCUGCAGCAUACUUCAGUGCACUGUCUAAAGGAGAGUGUCUGCCUGUCAAGGACAGGCUGGAGAUGAAUGUUGCCACCCAGAAGACAGACACCGGGCUGACUCCAGGUCUAAUUAAGAUUCUCCAUAAACAGCUGUCCUCAGAGCAAACAUGCAGCAAGGAGCAACUGCAGAAGAAAUGGAAAGGUCUGUGUCUACCCAUGGACCAGCUUGAGGCCCUGCUGUCGCUGGGCUACUUUGGCCCAGACAUUGACUGGAUGGAGUUUUUCGCCCUGGGAUGCAGUGCUCUGGGAGGGACCCUCGUGAGUUCUCUGAAGUUUGCCUGUGAGAUCCUGACAGAGGAUGAGGAGGGCGGUGCUGCGAGGAUCCCGUUCAGCACCUUCGUCAAACUUUACACCUACCUGGCUCUACUGGAUGGGGACAUGCCACAGGAACACAUUGACAACUUCCUCAGCAGCCUGCAGGCACAAGUGGAGCUCCAGGAAGGGAUGAUAAAACCUCUGGAUUUUAUUCAUCGGGAUGAUAUGGACUCAACUCCUCCUGAUUCAUCAAACUUUGGCAGAGCAACCUCAAGAGCUGAACGAGAGCUAUGAAAGACAGAAAUGAAAGUUGUAUAUGGAACAGUGAAAGCUAAACCAAAUCCUAAAAGAUCUGUUGGUAAGUGCAGGGUGUAGCAUGUGUUGGCUGGUGACUAGAAGAGUCAGCUUGAAAUGCCUACCACUACACUGUAUCUGGUGUAACUAGAAUCACAGACUGUAUGCCAUUGACAUCCCCUUCCUCAACGAUUUGGGUUUGCAACUCGCUAUUAUUUUAAAGCUAAGUUUGGAUGAAGCAAACCUCCGCUUCUAGCUGUGACAGGCACCUGUCAGUCAAGCAAACGCCCCCAAAGCAUUUUUCUCUUUAAGCCUCAUUAUCUUCUUAAUGGAACAAUGAUUUUAUAAUCUCCACUGUAGCGCAUGUUAGCGGACGUCAAAUGAAUUCAUUCUCAGAGAGAAGUUGGAGGAGUUUUUCCCACCAAAUUCAACACAUUCUGGUAUUUGAUGGUGCCAGUAUCCUGCAACCAUUAGAGGAACAGCAUUUUAAGACACCUCCGCAUUGGCUUCACCACUCUGCCUCACUAUUACAGCAAGGUUAUGUGUGUGUUUGUGUGUAAGAGGACAAUCUCGGCAAGAAGAGAAGAAUCACACUUUUAUUUUGCGGCGUUACUCAGUGCUGUCACACUUAACUCUUUUGCAAAGGGCAUCAUUUGCUUAACAGUAUAGAUUAUGUAAUUUUAUGUAAUGCUUUUGUCUAUUUAUUAUUGAUGUGGAUUUUGUCUACUGUCUAACAAUGUUUGGGGAAUAUGCUAACAACAAUACAUGAAAUUGAUUUGCCCAGGCUAUAUUUGGGACCUGUUCUUACACACAUGAAAACAUAUCACAAAAAGAGCGUAAUUAAGGGCCAUUGCUGACUGAUUAAAAUUAGUUAAUUACC